AUUUUUUCUAUUCUAAAAUAUAACUUAACAUUAUUAUUUUAUAUUUAUUUAAUAUAAUUUUUUUGAGUUUCUUCGAAUUUACAUAAAGUAUAAAUGAUAAGAUAUAAAUGAUAUAAAAUUAGAAAAUUAUAAGAUUGAUAGUACUUAAUUUUAUGUUUUUGGUAAUACUUAAAUUUAUAGUUUAUUUAUAAUUUCACAUUAAAAUUUAAUAUUAAAUUCUAAUUAUCAUUAAUAUAAAAAUUUGUAGAUAGUAAUUUCCAAAAAGCGUUAGCAUAAAAAAAAUUAAUUUUUUUCAAAUUAAAUUUUUUAUUACAAAAUACUCAAUUGAAAUAUAAAAAGAUACAAUAUAUUUUCUUGUGAUAAAAUUAAUAUAUUAAGUAAUAAAUUCCAUAUUGAAUUUUCGAUACCUCGAAUUAUAUAUCGAAAACAUUUCGAUAUUUCAACUAUAUCGAUAAUAUUCUCGAUAGCCUUUUUACAUAAUAUACACUUCUUAUUAAUAAUUUUGGCGGUAUAUGUUAAAUCGAUUUAUUUUUAAAUAACUAUUAAUUUUUUCUAAACUAUAAAAAUAUAAAUGUGUUUUAUUUUAUAAGUCUCAUCAAUUUAAAAUCUCAUCAAUGAUUAUUAAACUUGCUAAAGUAAUAAGUUGUUCUUCAGAACACUUAUCUUAUCCUGUUUCUAAUCUUUUGCAACAUCGUUCAAAUUCUUCAUGGCGUUGUGCCAAACCUGGAGAAAUGCUUGCUACUGUUAUUUUUCAAAUGGCAGAACCAUCUUGUAUUACUGGCUUAGAUAUUGGCAAUUAUCGUAGUUGUGUAGUAGUUGUUACUGCUUCUACUUCAUCGGAGCCUGACAAUUGGAUUCCUAUUGUAAACCAUCAAUUUUUAACACAUGAUGAAGCUGUGAAUGGCCAAUUUAAAGAUCAAGUGCAAAUAUUUGCAAAAAAAGAUCUUAAUCCAGACACAUUAAAAAUAAAGUUUGAUCGUGUAAAAGUAACUUGCAUGCAAUCUGCAAAUUUAAAAGAAUUAUUUGGAUUAUCUUUUAUUGUAUUGAAAACAGAAGUUGUAGUUGAUUUAGGGUUAGAUAUAUUUGGAAGAUUUAAAUUGAAAAAUCCAGAAGAAGAUACUGACAAAUUAAUAGAUAAUUUAAAAGAAAAAUAUAUGAAAAUGAUAAGCAAUAAAAAACCAGAUUAUAAAAAUGAAUUACUUGCAAAAAUCAAAGAAACCAGUAUGAAUAAUUUUUCUAUACGACAAGAAGAGAAUAGAGAACCAAUGAAAAGACCACUAUUGGAAAAAUUAGAAGCUGGAAAAAAAGAAGAAGUAUUUGGCACUAAAAAAAAAGAAUCUAAUAAUUCAAUUUCAAUAGAUAAUUCUAAACAAAAAAAUAAAAAAAUUGAAAAUGAUAAACCAGUAGUAAGAACUCCAUUUGGUGAUAUUGUAUCUUCACCUUCAUUUAAAAUAAAUAAAAAAGAUAUAAAAAAGAACGAAAACCAAAAAUAUAAUAAUAUACAUAGUAAAAAACGUUCUUUAAGUCCUGAAGAAGGUUCAUUAAAAGAAAAUAUAAAUAAAAAAAAACAAGAUUGUCCUCAAUGUCAAGAUGAAUCUGAAAAUAAAAUAUGCAAUAAUUGUGGAUUAUUAUCAAAACCUAAACUAAUAACUAGACCGGAAAAAGUUGCAAAAAAGCAAGAUAAUCAAAGACCAAAAAAAUUAUUUUCAAAGCUUUUUGAAGAUGUAUCAUUUUCACUUAGUGGUUAUGUUAAUCCACAGAGAGAUGAAAUUAGAAAAAAGGCUCUUCAAAUGGGAGCAAAAUAUAUUGCUGAUCCCAAUACAACUAAUAAAAAAUGCUCUCAUUUAAUUUGUGCCUUUAAAAAUACACCAAAGUAUCAACAAUUAAAAACCUAUUCUAAAAUUGUUACACACAAUUUUAUUGAAGAUUGUUUUAAUGAAAAGAAAAGAUUUCCUUGGAGGCGUUAUGCUUUGGAUAUCAAAGAUAAAUCUGAACCUGAAAGUGAAGAAGAAAUUUUAAGUAGUUCAUCUCCACCUAGAAUAAUUAAUGUAUUUGAUCAAGAUACUGAUCAAGAUUCAGAUUCUAAUUAUUAAGAUAAAUAUUUUUUAAUAUAAUAUGUUUAUAUUAUCUUCUAAAGCAGAAUCUAAUAUGUACAUAAUAAAAAUAUUAAAUAAAUUAAUUUUUGUAAAAAAA
This is a messenger RNA of Apis cerana (Asiatic honeybee), 2193 nucleotides long. It is a transcript of the gene XRCC1, whose product is annotated as DNA repair protein XRCC1. Gene Ontology annotation, molecular function: damaged DNA binding. Lineage: Eukaryota; Metazoa; Arthropoda; Insecta; Hymenoptera; Apidae. Gene Ontology annotation, cellular component: nucleus. The record is from RefSeq and is a predicted model, not a curated record. Gene Ontology annotation, biological process: single strand break repair; base-excision repair.